Conger conger (European conger) is the source of this 6002-nucleotide messenger RNA. Its product is annotated as collagen alpha-6(IV) chain-like. Gene Ontology annotation, molecular function: extracellular matrix structural constituent. Lineage: Eukaryota; Metazoa; Chordata; Actinopteri; Anguilliformes; Congridae. The transcript has 46 exons. The record is from RefSeq and is a predicted model, not a curated record. The coding region runs from base 200 to 5224 and encodes 1674 amino acids. Gene Ontology annotation, cellular component: basement membrane; collagen trimer.
GCGCUUUGGAAUCAAGUUGGCGAAGCGGGUGAGCUUUCCGACCUCUGAAGUUUGUUGCUGUUGGCUUCCGCGAUAGUGGGAGAACCGCAUAGUGGAUCCUUUAGCGAACGGGAGUGAAGUCUGGUGGACCGUUUCUCACUGCAGAAAGUGAGACGCGGCUAUCGGCUAGACACCGGAGUUUCACGCUGCAGAAGGCAAAAUGAAAUUCGGAAUUUUCGUGCUCGUUGUUGUCUUGGCAGUUGAAACUACGCACGGGCAGCAGGGACCAUGUGUGGGGAGUAACUGUGUGGAUGAGGGCUGCGUCUGUAACCCGGAGAAGGGCAGCAGGGGACGGCCAGGGGCAGUGGGGCCGAUCGGGCCAGGCGGGCAGGAAGGCUUUCCAGGAGGCCAGGGCCCUGCUGGGCCCAAAGGAGAGAGGGGUAACCCUGGACUGAGAGGGCUACUCGGGCAAAAAGGAGACAAGGGCCCUAUGGGAGUGCCUGGGUUCUCAGGGAUUGAUGGAGUUCCGGGCACACCAGGGCUCGAGGGAGGCCGGGGUCCACCUGGGCCAAGCGGCUGCGAAGGAUACAACGGCUUAUCUGGCGACAGGUCUCCAAACGGACAGCCGGGCACUGCGGGUCUGAGGGGUGUCCCCGGAGGCAAAGGUCAGAAGGGCGAGCCUGUGUAUGCCGGACUGGGCUACGCCCCCAGGGGAAAUCCUGGUCUUCCUGGAUUGGAUGGUCUGUUUGGUCCCAGAGGGCCCUCUGGAAUCCCAGGUCCAGCUGGUCUCAGGGGACCCGAUGGAAGGCCUGGCGCUUCUGGUCCUCCUGGUCCUCCCGGUCCAACGGGGGCUUCUGGUGUUGGUUUCAAAGGAGAACAAGGAGACAGGGGGGAUGUGGGCCAGCCCGGACCCGCGGCUGAAGAAACCCGUUUGACCCUACGUGAUAUUGAGCACUUCAAAGGACAAAGGGGUGACCCUGGUUACAAGGGACCACCAGGUUUGCCUGGAAGGCCAGGUGGCUCGGGGGCCUACGGCUAUGGGGCUGAAAAGGGAGAGACUGGAAUCCCAGGGCUUCCGGGCGGGCGGGGCGCCCCCGGUUACGAUGGAACCCCGGGACAUCCCGGUCAAAAGGGCUUGCCUGGUGAUCCUGGAUAUGGUGGUGGAGGAUCAGGAUAUCCUGGGGCAAAGGGAGUUCAAGGAGACCCAGGCCCCCCAGGCCCCACCACCUUUACUGGGGGAGGAGGUGCCCCAGGUCCCCGUGGCGAGCCAGGCAGAUCUGGUCUUUGUGGCCCUCCUGGUGAUGAGGGGCCAGCGGGGUACCCAGGGCCACCAGGCCUCCCCGGACUCCCGGCACAUGGCACAGGUCCAGCUCUUCCAGGCUUCCCAGGGACCCCCGGGCCCAAAGGGGAGAAGGGGGAUCCAGGGCGCGCAGCCUAUGGCUCACCAGGUCGUCCAGGCAGUAACGGCUCUCCGGGGCUGCCAGGACCUCCUGGUCCCCCUGGGGACUCAAAGUGUAUUGUGCCGACUGAACUGUGUGUUCGGGGCCUGCCAGGUCCCAGAGGGCCAGGAGGGGUCCCAGGAUACAAAGGGGCAAAAGGUGAACUGGGAGACUGUCGCUGUCGGGGAGUGACAGGGAACGGGGUGCCUGGCAACCGGGGCCCACCAGGGGCUGCAGGGUCACCUGGUUACUUCGGUAGCAAGGGUGAGAGAGGAGACCACGGGUACCAGGGACCAGCUGGCCCCCCCGGUACAAGUGGUGUUCCGGGCUCUGGAGGCUACUCGGGAAGGAAGGGGGAGCCAGGAGAAUCUUUCCACUCUCCAAACGUGAAAGGUGAACGCGGCAACCAAGGGCCACAGGGCCUCCAAGGGCAGCCAGGACGAUCUGGGAGAGAUGGAGCCCCGGGGAGCCCAGGAGCCCAGGGACCCUCUGGUGACAGUGGUGGUGGGGUGGUAGGGGAUCGAGGGUAUCCUGGGAACCCUGGUGGAAAAGGGCAGGCGGGGUUGCCAGGUGAGCCUGGCUUUGGGUAUGCAGGCACUGCAGGCCCUCCUGGAACAGCUGGAGAUCCCGGUACCUCUGGCUCCCCUGGAGCACCUGGAGCACCUGGCACACCAGGUGGCUGGCGCUGUGGGGCGGAGGGGGUUUUUGAGACCUCUUACACUGAGGGAGGUGACACUCGGCCCUGCCAGGACCCAGGGCCAGGUGAUCCAGGACCUCCCGGCAACCCAGGACCUCCAGGCGAUCCUGGUUUCCCUGGAGGUGUGGGGAGGCCCGGGAUUAACGGGGCGAAGGGCGAAAGAGGAAACUUUGGCCAUGGAGGACUACCUGGACCACCAGGCUUCUUGGGCGCCAAAGGGGAACCAGGGAAUCCAGGGUUGUCGAGCGGGGGUGGCCAGCCAGGGGGCCGGGGCAAAGACGGCCUGCCAGGGCUGAACGGGCAGAAGGGCGAACGGGGCGAGGUCUAUGGAGCUGUGGAUGGGAAACCAGGCCUUCCGGGUCUGAACGGAGGACCAGGAGACAAGGGACAGCCCGGAACACCAGGCCACCCAGGCACACCUGGCACGGAAGGACGUCCAGGGUACCCGGGGGCAAAGGGUGAGCGGGGUGUGGAUGGGCACCCAGGACUCCCAGGUGAGAUUGGACUACCUGCUGAAAGAACUGGACCGGGAUUACCCGGGGCAGUUGGAUUCUCCGGACCCAAGGGCGCUCCUGGGACUCCAGGAUACUCUGGAGCGAAGGGGGAGCGGGGCAACCCUGGAUUCCAAGGGCCCGGUGGUGGGAAAGGCAGACGGGGAGAACCUGGGAUACCCGGGAAUCCCGGAUCUGUGGGCCCUGCUGGCCCCCCGGGGGUAUCAAGAGAGGGCAACCCAGGCAGACAUGGGUCGAAGGGCGAACGGGGCUUUCCUGGACCAAUUGGAUUCCCGGGACUGGGAGGAUCUCCAGGAUAUCCCGGUGGUCAAGGGGCAAAGGGUCCUCGGGGGAACUCCGGAAGAGAUGGUCUGCCAGGUGGCCCUGGAGCACCGGGAGCUAAAGGGGAUGUUGGGAGUCCGGGUUACCCAGGUUUGCCCUCUGCACCUGGCCCGGUCAGCAGGGUGAUAAAGGGAGAUCCCGGUGACCCCGGGUUUAACGGAUCCCCUGGAUAUCCUGGGCCGAGAGGUGAUAAGGGGUUUUCUAGCUCCGUUGGUCGUCGGGGGUUGCCAGGUGUGCCUGGAUCGGCAGGAAGGAAAGGAGAACGUGGAAACCCUGGCUUCCCUGGUCCCAGUGCAUCUUCCGGCUAUCCCGGACCCAAGGGGGGCCCUGGUGGCUCUGGCUAUCCCGGCUCUCCAGGACCAAAGGGUGACAACGGAGGUCCUGGGUUUCCAGGGAACCCUGGGGCGGCAGGGACGCCUGGCCAGAAAGGUGCACGUGGUGAUUCCUUCGGUUAUCCUGGAGGUAUAGGCAUUAAAGGAGCUGCUGGUGACCCUGGUUUCUCAGGCAAACCGGGCGGCGCGGGGUUGCCUGGAGACGCUGGCAGACCCGGGGGCCCGGGAUACAGUGGGAAGAAGGGCGAGCCGGGUAUUUCGGGGAGACCAGGCCCCCCGGGCCCCCCAGGGUACCCAGGCAGCAAGGGUCUCCCAGGCUUCGCUGGACGGACGGGACAGCCUGGUGGACUCGGGUCCCCUGGAGCUCCCGGUUCCCAUGGUAACAGAGGUGCACCUGGUUUCCCUGGUCUCAAUGGGCUGAAUGGACUUGGAGGGCCAAAGGGGCUCCCAGGAACCCCAGGUUCAUCUUGGUCAGGCGGACCUGGCUCCCCCGGUUACAGCGGGCAGAAGGGAGAGAGGGGAGGCUCCAUUCCAGGGGGUCCUGGUUUCCCUGGUGGCAAGGGCGAGAGAGGAGACUCGGGUAGAGCAGGUUCUCCUGGGUUGCCUGGUCCGCCUGGUCCUAGGGGGUACUCCUUCGGUGGAGAGACCCCAGGCCCCACAGGAGAUUCUGGUGCACCAGGGUACGAUGGAGGGCCAGGACCUAUGGGCCGCGUGGGCCCACAAGGACCCCCAGGACCAGGCAGUACUCCAGGGGAGCCAGGAGAUCAGGGGGCCCCUGGGUACCAUGGGAAGGCAGGUGAACCAGGUGACCCUGGGCUGCCAGGAUCCUCAGGACAGCCAGGUGGUGCAGGGUUCAAAGGUGAGAGAGGAGACACUGGAUACACCGGCUCUCCAGGACCAGCUGGGGCUCCUGGGGACCCUGGUUACUGGGGAGGCAAGGGACCGAAGGGCUUGAGAGGGGCCCCCGGUCUGACGGGACGACCAGGCCUGGGACAUCCUCCGGAAGAAAUGCCCCCGAAUUACGGAGAGAUGGGUCCUCCUGGGUACCCUGGUGGCGCUGGGGAAAUGGGCUCCCCAGGACCGUCCGGAAGGCCCGGUGGACCAGGUGCAAAAGGCGAAAGGGGACCUGCAGGUAAACUUGGAUCCCAUGGGGGGCCGGGGGGCCCAGGACCUCUCGGAGAUCCCGGAGCACCUGGCUUCCCUGGAAGACCAGGAGAUCAAGGUCCACCCGGUUCACAAGGCCCCCCUGGUAGGGGUCACAGGGUCGGCGACACCCUGGUGAAGCACAGCCAGUCCACCCAGGUGCCCUCCUGCCCCCAGGGCAUGGUACAGAUGUGGGAUGGGUACAGCCUGCUGUAUGUGGAGGGGCAGGAGAAGGCCCACAAUCAGGACCUAGGACUUGCGGGAUCCUGCCUGCCCCGGUUCAGCACCAUGCCCUUCCUCUACUGCAACGCCGACGAGGUCUGCUUCUUCUCCAGCCGCAACGACAAGUCAUACUGGCUGUCCACGACGGCUCCCAUUCCCAUGAUGCCGGUGGCGGACCAGCAGAUCGCGCAGUACAUCAGCCGCUGCUCGGUCUGCGAGGCACCGUCCCCGGCUGUGGCCGUGCACAGCCAGGACCUCACCAUCCCACCCUGCCCCUACGGCUGGAGGAGCCUGUGGAUUGGCUACUCCUUCCUCAUGCACACGGUGGCCGGAGCGGAGGGCGGCGGCCAAUCCCUGGUCUCCCCCGGGUCCUGCCUGGAGGACUUCCGCGCCACGCCCUUCAUCGAGUGCAACGGCGCCCGUGGUACCUGCCACUACUUCGCCACCAAGCACAGCUUCUGGCUCACGACCGUGGACGUGGGCCGGGAGUUCCUGGGGGUCCCCCACUCGGAGACACUGAAAGCCGGCCAGCUGCUAUCCAGGGUCAGCCGCUGCCAAGUGUGCAUGAAGAACAUCUAGACUCCCGGAGCCAGCCGUUACCGCAGACAGAGAGAGACUGGCCCAGAGCGGAUGAUGAUGUCAUCGCAGGCUGGGGGAUCACCAAUGACCGCCGCCCCCCCGUCCCAGUAUAGCUCAGCACUGGGGGCGCCACCGUGAGCUGGCUCUGGGCUCCUUGUUUUUUUAUUUUUUUUUAUUUAGUGUAGGUGGAUGGGCUCUAAUACUUCCUGAUAUGGUGCUACAUGAUAUUUUCCAUUUUUCUUUCCCCAAACAUUUUUGUCUGAAUAAUUUUUGGCUACCUCGGAGAGUCCACAAAAAUCACUCUUGAAUUAGCACUGAAAUUUUACUAUAUAGAGAAAGAAAAUAAUAGUUUUAGGAAAUAAUAUUACAGUAAAUGUCAUUAAAAUCCACUGUGUUUAAAUCACAUAUAUUACAAAGAUCUGCAGUUUCUUGUCAGACUGAACCAGUCAGUGUUUUUAUACGAUUGAAUACCAAUGUAGGUUAUGACAUGAAAUAAAUCUGGCUUUGUGUUGGCCAAUGCUUUUAUGAACCUCAGGUUUUAAGAUCUUUCUUGUCCCACCAUUGUUUUCUUUUAAAAUGAGCAUUUUUAAACUUAUGAAUAAAUUCCUAUUGUAUUUCAUGAUAUCAUGGCAUCGACCCCAUUCCUGUAUGUAAUGAUAUUACUGGUGUGAAAUUGCUCAAAUGCUCCAGUCCUCCAUUCUACCUCUGAAAGACCAUAGACGAGUCUAAGUACUGUAUUAAAAACACAAUUCCCCCAGAAAAAACACAAUUCCCUCUC